This is a messenger RNA of Pocillopora verrucosa, 1215 nucleotides long. Its product is annotated as SUN domain-containing protein 2. NCBI's taxonomy places the organism in Eukaryota, Metazoa, Cnidaria, Anthozoa, Scleractinia, Pocilloporidae. The record is from RefSeq and is a predicted model, not a curated record. Gene Ontology annotation, molecular function: calcium ion binding.
GGCAACGUGAUAUUACUCCGUGCAACUGAAUUUAAAUGAAAUCUUUCGUGAUCCACGUCGACAAUGACAUGAAGUGUUGACAAAUUAAGGAGAACACCGGCGUUCGAACGGAGAGCUCUUGUGAAGAGUGCGAAUUGACUGAAUUCCUUGUUCGUGAAAAUGAAACUUACCAAGACGGAACUAAUGAUAUAUUAUUUAUUGUCAUGCUGUGCUAUUCACGGACUGUCUAAUGGACAGGAAAAUGCAGAAAACACAGCAGAAAACAACGCUCACUCAACACCGAUAGAGGACACAGCUCAAUUCCACAAACAAAAUCAGGAGAGAAGACAUUUACUUGCUCAUCUAGCUGACAGAAUGGAUCUGGAUGGAGAAGGUUUGAGACAUAUAAAAAAACACUUAGGGGAAGUAACUGGACAAGACCAAGAAAUAAAAGAUGUGCAAAAUGGUGACAAUUCUAAAGGUAUAUUUUAUUUCUUCAAGCUUCAUGAUUAUGAUGACAACCAAAAGCUAGAUGGCUUAGAAUGGAUGAAUGCACUGACAGAUUUUCACACAGAAGAUGAUAGCAAAGGUGAAUUCAAAGAAGGAGGGCGCAUGUUCCUUGAGCAUGAAGCAGAAGCCAUUGUAGAUGAACUUCUGAUGAAACAUGACAGAGAUGAUGAUGGUAUGAUUGAUUUUAUUGAGCUGAUGAACUCAAAAGUAAACUCAUUCAUGACAGACCUGGACAAGCCUCAGGAAGGAGAACAAGAAACCCAGGAAGAGCAAGAACAGCAACAGGAACAAUCAUCUCUAGAGCAAGAAUUUAAUCAACGACAACAAAAUCAACAGUCUUCAGAGCAUAAUCAGGCACAGGAUGAAAAUAAACCACAAGAAAACCAAGAACAGGAUCAACAACAACACCAGCCUCAACAGGAAAACCAACAGAAUGAACAACAUGAACAGGAAGACCAACAGGAGCAACAAGAAGAACAACAUCAAGAACAAAGCCAGCAAGAAUCUAAUUCUGAGGGUGUACAAGGAAAUGAAGAACAAGUCAAUCAGCAGAAUGAACCUUCUUUAGAGGAUGAAUAUAAUCAACAUCAACAACAGCAACAACAAAAAUAGCAAUUUAGGUAUUUAGAUAAUAAACAGAACUGAAAAUGAAUUCAAUAAAUUGCAAGUCUGCAGCUUUUUUCUCAUCAUGGAAAACUUUUCCAUGUCAGUGCCACAUAUUUUUUA